Molecule: messenger RNA, 434 nt
Organism: Neltuma alba
Lineage: Eukaryota; Viridiplantae; Streptophyta; Magnoliopsida; Fabales; Fabaceae
Product: tobamovirus multiplication protein 3-like
Exons: 1
Coding region: 135-410 (91 amino acids)
Source: RefSeq, a predicted model, not a curated record
AAAUAAAAAAGAAAUAAAAAAGGGUCCAUAAUCUGCUUCUGUCCUUCCUCUUUCGUCUUCACGAAUUAAUCUAGGUCGCUUGUGAUUUUGCUAACAAGAUUCGCCGGCGCGUACUUACAAUCGAAUCAAUUUGAAUGGGUCGCAACGGCGUGCCGGUGUCGACGUCUUCCGCGGUGGGGUUGGCUGUAGCGGCCAUCGAGCUCACGGAAUCCUCCAGUUGGUGGCACGACGUCAAUGAUUCUCCGGUCUGGCAGGAUCGUAUCUUCCACGUUCUCGCUGCUCUUUAUGGGAUCGUAGCUGUCGUUGCUGUGGUAAUUUCAAUCCCGUCCCAACGCUUCCACGUUUGUAAUGUCAUUGCUGAGUCUUUCUGGGUUGCCGUUCGCCGUCAAUCGCUUUUUGGGCAGAUUUGAAAUUCUUUAUUGGAUAAGGGCUUU